CAAUGCAGCAGCAGUGUUUCAGUGCAGAAGCACCCACACCAGAGAGAUGCUGCUUGUUCUCCUUUUGUAAGUCACAGCAAAGACAAACAAUGCAUCAUUACCUUCAGCCUGGAGUCCCCUAUAUCACUUCAUCAAUAACUUGCAUGAAGUAGAUCAAUAUAUGACUUCAGGCCACAUACUCUGCACCAAACCCUAAUUAAUGCUGGCCAAAAGCAACCUUUUGGGGCAGGUUACUAUGGGGGUGAGGGAGACACUGGGAUGGUGCAAGGCCAGCUCCUGUUCUGCACUUAGCUCGUUGUUCCUGCUCAGAAAACAGUUAUUUCUCCCUUUUCCACCACCCAGCUGGGACAUGGAAAUGGGACAGCAGUGGUCAGACAGGAUAGGGCAGGAGAGGAGCUCUGCAGGUCCCCUUUGUGCCUGCACAGAGGAAGGGGCCACUGGCACAGUGCUCCUCACAGUGCAGCAGCCACCACAGGCGCCCCAGAGCCCCUGUCUCCCCUCAGCGCCCUGCCUCAGAGGGGCCUCGCCGCCACCCUGCCCUGCCACACAUGGCGCCCGGCCGCGGCCAGAGGAGGCCACCUGUGCCGCUCGUCUAUGUCAACAGCUUCGGCUCGCACCGCUGCGGCUCUGUCAUCCGCUAUGGCAGCAGCUGCCAGGAGGCUAAGGAGGGCCGGGGUGAGCCCCUGUUUUCCCAGCUGAGCCCCAGAGGGAAGGUCAGGAGGCAGAGGGGUGCCCUGGUGCUGGGGCACAAGACCAGCCCUGGGCCUGCUGCAGGUGGCAGAAGGCAGGCGGUGGGGAGCUGUGGUGUGGUGGAGCCUGUCAGCAGCCAUCACGGUGACCUUCAAGAGGCCAAGGCUGACACCUUCGACUUCCCCCUCCCUUCAAGAAAUGUUGAUAAAGUAAUUAAACGAAAGAAGCAAAAGUCUAAAGUCUGGCCUAAGGUCUGGAAAGUCAUUUCAAAAAUGCUUGCAGAAAAUGAAGAAUUCAGAAGCCGGCUCGUGACUUGCAAACAGUUCAAUGGAGAAGGCAAUGAUAUGACCCAAAGUUCACAGAAUGAGCCAUCCUCCCUGGACAGGGAGGAGUGCAUCUUUGGCUGGGUAUAGCAAGAAAUUAAAGGAAGACUCAAUCCAAAAGGAAAUAUAAAAGUAGUGAAAGUUUUUACUUUGAUCUAGUUCUUACUGAAGUCAGCGGCAAGGCUGUGAGAGAUUUCAGUGCACACAGGUUCCCUGUUCGUGUGGUGCAUGUGCUUCUACUGUUUAAGAGAUUUGUUUUUACAGUGGCUUAAACAGUUCUGUUGCAAGAUAUUUAUUUCAAGUCAUUAAGUCGAGUGUUUCACUUAGCUAUUAGUUUUCAAAAUCUUUGCAAUAAGAGUAAUAUUGUGACAGUUUGCUUGCAAAAGAAUAGAGAUACAAUUUAGCAUUGACAGUAUUUAUAUCUAUUUUUUGCAGCUUGUCAGAAUCAUAAGCAAACACAAAUUCAGUAAGGCAGAACUCCACACAAGAUACAAAGAAACACAUUUUUUUUUCUUACCAAUUUGAAUAAAUUUGACUUUAUUAUAUUAAAAUAAUACACAAUUACCCUUCUGUUCAUUCAUCCAUUUAUACAUGAAUCUCAGCAACUACUUUGAAUAUGAAGCCAGGUGAAUGUUUUCUGUCUUGCUGUUCAUCGUGAAGCACAUAAUGAUAUCAUCAUAAUCAGAAAGUAUUGUUUAUCUAGCUGACUUCAGUAACACAAUAUAAUUUUCAUCUGUUAUGAAGUUUCAUACUUGAACUCUUGGUUGACUGUAAAAGCCUUUUAAACUAGCAAAUUGUGUAAAUGGAACAUGAGCACUGCAUAAAAAUAGUAUGUGUAUGGAUUUCAUCUCUGUAGCUAAAACAUUCACCUGUCACAAUUAGACAUCCUUGGUUUCAAUAAAAGGAUUGUUUCCUCAUUGCAUAAUGUUCGCAGAUAUAAUGACUGGGAUGUCAGAGUGUUGAGCUUUAAUAAUAUGCUAGUGAUUGUGUCAUUAAGCAGCAAAGCAUUUGGUAGGGUUUCAUCUCUGUUUUCUCAAUAGCAAAACUGCAAGUAUAUAACUGGAAUGUGCCUUUUUGAUGACAGCUCUGGCAUCAAGGUUUUUUUUCUGGUUUGUGGUUGAGUAAUAUUCUGAUUUUACUUAAAAUAGUUGACAUUUCAGCUUGGAAAAGGAAGUGAGAAAGCAAAAUAAUCAAUCAAGAUGUGAUCAUUUUUCUGGCAUAGCAAAAAUGUCAUAGUUCUUUGUUAUUCUCAAAAUACAUGUUUGGAGUCACAAGUUUGGUUGGGUUUU
Molecule: messenger RNA, 2302 nt
Organism: Neopsephotus bourkii (Bourke's parrot)
Lineage: Eukaryota; Metazoa; Chordata; Aves; Psittaciformes; Psittacidae
Gene: CUNH5orf47
Product: chromosome unknown C5orf47 homolog
Exons: 5
Coding region: 549-1103 (184 amino acids)
Source: RefSeq, a predicted model, not a curated record